Molecule: messenger RNA, 4067 nt
Organism: Nymphalis io (European peacock)
Lineage: Eukaryota; Metazoa; Arthropoda; Insecta; Lepidoptera; Nymphalidae
Product: thrombospondin type-1 domain-containing protein 4-like
Exons: 17
Coding region: 365-2827 (820 amino acids)
Biological process (GO): extracellular matrix organization
Cellular component (GO): extracellular matrix
Molecular function (GO): metalloendopeptidase activity
Source: RefSeq, a predicted model, not a curated record
UUGGUGUUCGGACGUGCCGCUCGACACCACGAGGUCCUUAUCACGCGGCUUGCCUAUAGACUAACAAAAACUGUUCGUGAACAAAAAAUAAACUAAACUGUAUUCAUUCAACUUAAUUGAUAUUCCGUUGUUUGUGAAUGAGUGAAUGAUUUUCAGUGGUCCGUGAUUUUGAGGUACCCAAUACAAUGCACUGAAAUCAAACCGAGAUGUCAGAAAAUGGUAUCACGUGAUAGAAGAAUAAUAGAAAAAGUGAUAAUAAACUCAUUUUAUUCGAUAGAUAUUUAAAGUGUUGUUAUUAAGUGAAAAUAUUUUAUUUUAUUACUGAUUUUAGUCACGUCGGAUAUAAUAGUUCAAUCAAUCAAUCAUGGAUCAUCAAAGACGCUUCCUUUUAUAUUUAUCAAUAUUAAUCGCAGUAUGGCUGAGAAUACCACUAACAUAUGCACAUAAUAUGAGUACUGAGGUCGGCUUACCACCUCAUUCGCCGCAAACACGAACGAACGUAACGACGUACGCAUGGAGCGCAUGGGGCGCGUGGAGCUCCUGCUCCCGGACCUGCGGGGGUGGAGUCGCCGUGCAGGAGAGACACUGUCUGCCAAGGGAUCCUACUAGAUGGCGACGCAGUAGGAAGAGAAGGAAGCUGGUUCGGAGCACGGAUAGGAUACGCCGAACUCGAAACGCGAGCGCUGCCAGCGUUCCUGAUUGUCCGGGGCUUGCGCGCCGCUACCACGAGUGUAACACUACUCCUUGUCCUGGCCCAGUCCGUGAUCCCCGGACUGAACAGUGCGCGGUGUACGAUCGCAGACCGUUCCGCGGGAGAUUUUACACUUGGGUACCCUAUGUGGACGGGAAUGCGCCGUGUAUACUCAACUGCCGGCCGCGCGGGCAACAAUUCUAUGCCUCAUUAGCAUUGGUCGCCGACGGCACUCCUUGUACCAAACCAGGAUUUCGCGCUAUAUGUGUACAAGGGUCUUGUAAGGUGGUGGGCCGCGAGAACGUGCUGGCAACGACGACUAAUCGCGACAUGCAGUGCGGUCGACGCCUCGUGUCCGGACUCUUCUCUCGGCCUCGCCUGCCCCUGGGGUACUCUUAUGUGACGACCAUCCCGCGCGGCGCCUGCAGACUCAACGUCUCAGAAAUCGUCACCAGCGAGAAUUACAUCGCACUAAGAGUAUCCAAUGGCUCAUACAUCAUGAAUGGCGAAUUUGCUGUCAGCGCUCCAGGCACUUAUGAGGCAGCUGGCGCACGAUUUAUUUACUCUAGAUCUGCUGGUCUGGACAAAAUAUUUGCGAUGGGACCUAUUCACCAUCCUGUUGAUAUUAUGGUCUUAUAUACGCAACCGAAUCCGAAUAUAAAAUACGAAUACCUUACGGAUUCAUUGUCAGAUGAAACCAGUAACGAUAUUCCAACUUCGAAUAUUGAACCUGAGCAAAAUCAUCAUCAGACUCAAAGGCAUCAUAGACACCACAACGCCGAAUCUCACACAAGAGCUUUAGAAAAAUCCGGUCCUUCACUGUCCAAGCAACCAGAAUUUAGCUCUAUUGAAAAUCAGUAUCAAUUAGACACUAACGUAAUCGGUGACAGGAAGUUUGUCUGGAAAAUUGUAUCAUACACGCAAUGUUCGAGAACUUGUGGAGGUGGUCUUCAAAUUGGAAAGUUUAAAUGUGUUGAGCUUGGUGGUAAAGAGGAUCGUGAAGUGUCCCCGGCUCAUUGUACUGGAACGCCACCUGCAUCUAGACGCAGACGGUGUGGAGUGGCUCCUUGCCCUCCUAGAUGGAGAGCUGCUGCUUGGGGACCAUGUCCAGUCUGUGGUCCAGCUCAUCGUACUAGAAUAGUUGGAUGUGUCCAAGACCAUGCUCGAGGUAUCACAAAGAUAAGUGACCAAAAGUGUCCUUUACCUAUGCCGCCAAGUGAAGAAGCUUGUGAAAUUCCAAACUGUGAUGGAAAACCUGCCUCAGAAGUCUCACCGAGACUUGAUGCAAGACGACAAGUUCGUCCAAAUGAUCGAGUUGACACCUUCCGCGAGGGACCUGUAAUAUCGCUUGCUUCUAAUGUAUCGGAUAAUGAAAUAAGUCUCACACAUGAACCCAAAUAUAGCUUCACCGCCGCUGGUGGUUGGCUUUAUACAGAAUGGUCUGAGUGCGUAGGCUGGUGUGUAGGAGGUGGAGUACAGUCACGAGGUGUUCGCUGUGCAGAACCUGACGGUUGUUCAGCUCACCGAGCUCCUCAUAUUUCUCAAUCAUGCUCCUUAAGGAAACAGUGUGACGCGCAAUGGUUUACUGGUGACUGGUCAGCAUGUUCAGCGGCUUGUGGUGGACGCCAGAUUAGAGGAGUGAUUUGUAUCGGUGGUAACGGCAGACGGCUUCGUGAUAACUUGUGCAAAACAACAAAACCUGAAUCAGAGAGAGCGUGUGGAGGAAAUUGUGCUCCUUCUUGGUAUCUCAGUGAUUGGGGGGAGUGCACCGGUCCAUGUGAAGCUGGUAUCCAAACGCGUACGGUAUGGUGCGUGCGGGGCGGGGAGGAAGGCGCGGGUGGUGCGGCUCGAGACGCAGACUGUGCGAGCGUGCGCCCGCCCGCGCGGCGCUCGUGCGUGCCCGCGCGCUGCACCACACGACCAGUCGUCAAGCCUGCCAUUAGUGUUGUGGCUACAGAUCCGCAGCAACGUGUGACGCGACACCAAAGCCAAAACACACAGAACGUUAGAGAACGCUCAUUUAGCAAAGGAGCAUGCGUGGACAAGCUCAGCAACUGCGCGCUGGCGGUGCAGGCACGCCUCUGCCACUACCACUAUUAUGGCGAUAACUGUUGCCAUUCUUGCCACGGUCGGUAAACGACAAACAACCACGGUAUCGUUAGAAGCAAAGGAGUUACGACUCAUAGUAUUGUGAUACAAAUGUUCUGAAUGUGAACAAAUGUACAAAUUAUCACGUAUAUGUCAAGCAUAUGUUCACUUUCAGUAAAUAAAUAAAAAUGUAAUUAACUACAUUGAAAAUAGCUUUUUAACUCAAAAAAUAUUACAUAUAAGUAGUAAACACAUAAGGCUAAUGAACUUUUUCCUCUAAUCAAUUAAAUAGUAAAAAAUAUAAUAUAUUUCAAUAUUUAAAACUAUUUUUAUCAAUAAUUAGAAGUUCAUUUGUAUUUCUAUUAAGUUAGGAAUUAAUUUUAUGAUCUCCAGAAUAUAGACGUAACAUGAUAUUCGUCUUUCGUGACAUUAAUCAUUUGCGAUAAUUUAUUAAAAAGAGAUAAUAUAAAUACAAGUUGUCGUAAAACUGAUGUCACAGAAGGCUAAUAUGAUUUCAAGAAAAUGUAAUACAUUAAAAUAUAUUCUAUAAUAUUAAAGCAUGUUAUCCUUUUAUCACAAUUGUAUAAGCUUUGCCUCUAUCACUUUACUGAGUUCCGAAAUAUAUUCAAUAUGAGAUUCAAAAAUGUAUUAUAAAAUAUAUUUAGUUAACCAUUCAAACUAUAUUAUAGAUUAGUCAUUAAAUUUAAUUUACGAGUUAGCUUAGGGUUUUAUAGUAUUCAUUAUUAAUUAAAAAAUAUGUUUCUAAAUAUAAUUAAGGAACAAUGACAUUGUGUUCAUUAUUUAUUGAUUCUGAUUGUGUGAACAAAGAAAUAGGCACUUAAGGCGGCGCCACACGUGAUUAAUUAGUAAGUGACAAUCAAAUGUCACGAAUGUUUUUUUUUUAAUUACAUGUGAAAUAAAAUAAUUAAGCAGAAUUCAAUAUAUACUAUGAUUGUAUAUAUAUAUAUAUAUAUAUAUAUAUAUAUUAUAAUUAAUUAAAAAUAUUUAAUUAAUUGUAUUUUUUUUGUUCAAAUUAAUUUAUCAACCGAUUGUCUACGCGUGGAGCUGAUCUUAAAGCAAAUUUCAUGUAAAUAUUUACAUUAUUUUGUAUAGCGCAUUUAUUUACCGGCUGUAAGUAUUUAUGUAUUAGGUAACAAACACAAUAACUUAUACCGUACCAUCACAAUUAUGUUUAUUAUUAAAUUGGUUUUACUAAUGUGACGGCAUUUCUACCUGUACUAAUAACGCGUAUAACAACGUACAAAAAUAUUAAGCUUUAAACACCGAA